Sungouiella intermedia is the source of this 2796-nucleotide messenger RNA. The record is from the annotation of a GenBank genome assembly. Lineage: Eukaryota; Fungi; Ascomycota; Pichiomycetes; Serinales; Metschnikowiaceae.
AUGAAAGAGAACCAAGAAGAUCUCAUUAAAGCAAUAAACUCUCCCAGUUUUGAUUUAUUGAGCUGUAUUGAUUACUUGAGGCGUUACUCGACUGAUAUCGGUAUUCAAUUUUACUUGACCAAGAAAUUGAAGACUUUCAAGUAUGAAGACAUUGAAUUCUUAAUCCCCCAAUUUCUUCAAAUCUUGGUCUCUUUCGAGACUACUUCAAUGGCUGUCGAAGAGUUUAUAAUGGAAUACAGCGAAGAGUAUCCUCAUUUCAGCUUGAUUGUUUUUUGGAACUUGCAAGCUUUCGUGUUCGAAUUGAAGGACAACCCUAACUCAUAUUCUUUUCAGAUGGUCAGAAGUCUAGUUAACAAGCUUCAGGAUAUUUUAUUUAAUGCUGAAGCCAAUACACUGAGACUCGAAUUCCGGGAAAAUUUACAGCCUGCCUUGGUUUUAUGCGGUGCCCUUGCCGCUUCGUUUGGUGUUCCCCUGAUUCACGAUUAUGCCAAGCCAAUAAUUGAAGCACAGGCAAGACAGCAGAAGUCGUUCGUGUUUAGAUUGGCAAAUUUCCAAAAAUCUCUCACUAGAAACUUGACCUUGAAGAAUCGAAAGCUUUCUGCAGAGUCAAGAGCAGUGCAUUCUGACGAUGAAAAGGCUACACCUACUACGAAGAAGAGCAUUAAUCAAGAAAGACACUCCGAAUCGUCUACAAGAAUAAAGAGACUUUCAAUGCAAACAUUGGCUUCUGAUGAAUCUGAAUUCUAUACUAGUGACGAAGACGAACAACCUUCAAAAUCAAUUAGAAGAAAAUCUUCUUUAAAUGAAAGUGGGUCCCGGAACUCGGAAAGCAUCAGUUUCAUGCACAAUAUCGAAAGUCGCUUAGAUGUGAAUUCAGUACUUAAAAAGAAAGGGGACCAAAUUAAAAGAAUACUGGACCAACAACACCAAUCAUAUUCAAUGCCCGACCUCAGAUCCUCCAAUCUAUCUGGUUCAAUCAGGCCAGCUCUAACCACUGCAGUAUCCGAAAUCACGUUUGACACAUAUUCGGAUGGUGAGCCUCAUGAAAAUGAUGAUAAUCACACGGAAAAGGUGGAUCCGGAAAGACUAUUGAAGAUAAACUACUCCAAAAAGGUUACCGAAUUUAUUCUUGCACUUCAAAAUGUUUCUCUCAGACUCUCUCAGCUACCAAAGGAAGCAAGAUUAUCAGCACUUAGAGCUGAGCUUUCCAUUAUUAACGAAACAUUACUCCCGUCAGAAGUUGACAUCCCUCAAUUACUACCUGUUACAAGCACGAAGAAGAAAUUCCACAAAAUCCUCAAAUUAAGUGUUAAUGAGGCAUGCGUCUUGAACUCUGCAGAAAGAGUACCAUUUUUGAUCUUCGUGGAGUUUUUGAGUGAUGAAUUAGAUUUCGAUCCGUCAAGCCUCCAGAAUAAGCGGAUACUCGAAAAUCGAACCAAGCAGCACAAAAAGGGUUAUCCCGUCUCGAAGAACACAAUGGAGAGAUCUCAAGUAACGGAUGAGCAACAGGAUAUGGCGAGCGCUUUAUUCCAAGUGGAAACGGAUUUGAGUGACUUAAAAGUAGUGUCUAAAGAUAAUUCCAGUUAUGAUUUGACGAAUUUUAACUCAGGAUUUGAGUUUAUUGGCAAGCGUCCUGACAAGACUCGGGGCCAGAUCGACGUCAAUGCCAAAGAUAAGGCAGAUCAGAUGAGGAUCGCUGCCGUAAUGUUACAACAGCUUGAAAGCUCUGGACAAGCUACUUCUGAGCAAUCUUCUGCUAUCAAAGAAAGAAUUGUCAAGUCAAUGAUUGAUUUGCAAGAUCAAUUUGAGUCAAUCGAUUAUGAUAAAUACAAUGAACUCAAGGGUACAGAUGACAAUGCAGGGGAGAGAAAAUUAGAAAACGAUUUCAAACUUGCAGAAGACUGGAAAGCCAAGAAGCAGAGAAUUCGAAAUGCGAGCGUGUAUGGUCAUCUUCCUAACUGGGAUUUAUGCUCUGUCAUUGCAAAGAAUGGCUCAGAUCUUCCACAAGAAGCUUUUGCCUGCCAAUUGAUAGCUUUGAUCUCGAAUAUUUGGACAAAGAAAAAUAUCCCCAGCUGGACAAAGAGAAUGAAGAUCUUAAUCACUAGUGCUAAUACUGGACUAGUUGAGACUAUAACGAAUGCAAUUUCCAUACACUCAGUAAAGAAAUCCUUAACUGAGAUUUCGAUUGCGGAAGGUGAGAAUACUAAGCGAAGAAUUUUCACGUUGAAGGAUUAUUUUGAGAAAAUUUUCAAUGGGAGUCAGUCUUCAACAUAUAAAAGGGCCCAAGAGAACUUUGCAAGAAGCUUGGCAUCAUAUUCUAUUAUUUGCUACAUGCUUCAGAUUAAAGAUCGCCACAAUGGAAACAUAAUGUUGGAUAAUGAAGGUCACAUCAUACACAUUGAUUUUGGAUUUUUACUUUCUAAUUCUCCCGGAAGUGUUGGCUUUGAAGCGGCACCAUUCAAACUAACGAUGGAGUAUGUUGACUUGCUUGGUGGUUUGGAGAGUGAAUUAUUUUUAUAUUUCAAGGAUAUUUGCAAGAAGUGUUUUUUAGCAUUGAGGGAGCAUAGUGAGCAAAUUAUUAACAUGGUUGAGAUUAUGCAAAAAGAUUCGUCAUUGCCAUGUUUCAACAAUGGAGAAAGUACAAGUGUCCUAUUGAAGCAGAGACUACAACUUCAACUUAACGAGGAAGAAGCUUGCGACUUUGUUGAAACAGUCCUUAUUGGGAAAAGUUUGGGAAGCAUGUACACAAGAUUGUACGACCAAUUCCAGUUGAUUACCCAAGGAAUCUAUAGUUAG